This is a messenger RNA of Rhinolophus ferrumequinum (greater horseshoe bat), 1887 nucleotides long. RefSeq names its product solute carrier family 22 member 13 (gene SLC22A13). Gene Ontology annotation, cellular component: membrane. Lineage: Eukaryota; Metazoa; Chordata; Mammalia; Chiroptera; Rhinolophidae. Gene Ontology annotation, molecular function: transmembrane transporter activity. The coding region runs from base 45 to 1700 and encodes 551 amino acids. The record is from RefSeq and is a predicted model, not a curated record. Gene Ontology annotation, biological process: transmembrane transport. The transcript has 10 exons.
AGCUGUUGGGUGGCCCAGGGCUGAGGACGCGGUGACGAGUAGACAUGGCUCAAUUUUCUGAGGUCCUGGCUGAAAUAGGCGACUUCGGUCGCUUCCAGAUACAGCUGAUGAUACUACUGAGUGUCCCCAACUUCCUGACUGCCUUCUACAUGUUUGCCCAGGUCUUCAUGGUCCUGGAUGAGACCCAUCACUGCUCCGUGGACUGGGUCAAGAACCACACUUGGAACCUGAGUGCUGCUGAGCAGCUGUCCCUAAGCGUGCCUUUGGAUGCCGCAGGCAAGCCUGAGCCCUGCCUCAUGUUCCGGCCGCCCCCUGACGGUGCCAGCCUGGAGGACAUCCUCAGCCACCGCUUCAAUGAGACACAGGCUUGCGAGAUGGGCUGGGACUAUCCUGAAGACAGGCAGCCAUCCCUAGUGAAUGAGUUCAACCUGGUUUGCGAUCGGAAGCACCUGAAGGCGACCUCGCAGUCAGUGUACAUGGCGGGGCUCCUCGUGGGUGCUGUCAUCUUUGGACCCCUCUGUGACUGGAUUGGCCGCAAGGCCACUAUCCUGGUGCAGCUGCUGUUCUUCGCGCUCUUCGGUCUGGCCACAGCCUUUAUGCCCAACUUCGAGCUCUACAUGGUCCUGCGCUUUGCUGUGGCUACUGCCGUUGCUGGAUACACCUUCAGCAAUGUCACUCUCCUUACAGAAUGGGUGGGGCCCUCGUGGAGGACUCAGGCUGUGGUCCUGGCCCAGUGCACCUUCUCGCUCGGGCAGAUGGCGCUUGCAGGCCUUGCCUACGGUGUCCGUAACUGGAGGCUCUUCCAGAUUGCUGGCACUGCACCUGUCUUGCUGCUGUUCUUCUACUUCUGGGCUCUGCCAGAAUCGGCACGGUGGCUCCUGACCCGGGGGCGGGUUGAGGAGGCUAAACAAGUGCUCCAGAAGGCAGCUUCGGUCAACAAGCGGAAACUCUCCCCAGAGCUCCUGAGCCAGCUGGUCCCAGAGAAGACAGGCCCCUCAGGGAAUGCCCUGGAUCUGUUCAGACACCCCCAGCUCCGGAAGGUGACCCUGAUUCUCUUCUGCGUCUGGUUUGUGGACAGCCUGGGGUACUUCGGCCUGAGCCUCCAAGUAGGGGACUUCGGCCUGGACAUCUACCUGACACAGCUCAUCUUCGGCGCAGUUGAGGUGCCCGCCCGCUACUCCAGCAUCUUCAUGAUGCAGUGGUUUGGCCGCAGGUGGAGCCAGCUGGGGACUCUGGUUCUGGGUGGCCUCAUGUGUAUCACCAUCAUCUUCAUCCCAGCAGAUCUGCCCGUGGUGGUCACUGUGCUGGCCGUGGUGGGGAAGUUUGCCACGGCUGCUGGGUUUACCAUCUCCUACGUGUACUCUGCGGAGCUCUUCCCCACCGUCAUCCGGCAGACGGGCAUGGGGCUCGUGGGCAUCACGUCAAGGAUUGGGGGCAUCAUCACGCCACUCGUGAUCCUGCUGGGCGAGUACCACGCAGCCCUCCCCAUGGUCAUCUAUGGCAGCCUCCCCAUCGGGGCAGGCUUGCUCUGUGCGCUGCUGCCAGAGACACGCGGCCAGACCCUGAAGGACACCAUCGCGGACCUGGAGCAGGGGCCCCACCCACAGUCUCUGAAGUCAGCGCCCUCAGAAAAGAAAAUAGAGGCCACAGGAAGAACCUCCGGCCCAGGGCUGGCCUUUGUGAGCAGCACGUACUUCUGAUUCUAUUCUCCUGUACACGUCUGAGACCUGAAGGCAAGACCAGCUCUGCUGAUGGACGUGGCUCAGCACCGGCACCCAUCGCCGAGCCCACUCCCAGGGGCACCUGGGACAGGGCCUGCGUCCUUCAUCAUCUUUUCUAUCCCAGAUCCCACCUCUAACACCCUCCUCUGGGUUAGGUCUUGGGUGG